UCAGGCUUUGCUGUCAUGGAAAAUGUCUUGCAAGAUUUCCUCCUGCCGGGUUGCUUGGCAGCCUUGCUGGCAUCAUCGCUUGCUUUGCCUCCGUUCUUUCUCUUCUCCCCACCUCUUUCAGAAAAAAAAGGGAAGGGCCUCACGUGGAGUAAAUAUUAUGGGUGGGGAGUGGCGUGGGAAGUGCAUAAAAGGGACAGGCGGUGUGCUCGCCCAGAGACGAUUAUGCUCACGCUUUCUCUUGCUCCAGAGCUGGGACUGCUCAGUUGUAGGGUUACCGCCGGCCUCGGGGAGGCCAUGAGAAAGCUGGAGGGGGGCUCUUUUCGGAACAAGCCCUGGAAGAAGCUGAAAAACAUGGUGCAUUGGUCGCCUUGUGUCGUGUCUUUCCGGAAGCGCUACCCGUGGGUGCAGCUUGCUGGCCAUGCAGGGAACUUCAAGGCUGAUGAUUUUGGACGUAUCCUGAAGAAGUAUUGCCCCAGCGAGCAGCAAUGCUUGGAACGCCUGCUCUGCGAUGUCUUGCAGCCUUACGUCCCGGUGUACUACGGAGUGGUGGAACACGGCGGAGAGACCUACAUCCAGAUGGAGGAUUUGCUAGCCGGCUUUGAUGGCCCAUCCAUCAUGGACUGCAAAAUGGGAGUCCGGACGUACCUUGAGGAGGAACUGGAGAAGGCGAGGCAGCAGCCCUGCCCGCGCCGAGACAUGUAUGACAAGAUGGUGGCCGUGGACCCAGAGGCUCCCACACCGGAGGAACACGCCCAGCAGGGAAUCUUGAAACCUCGCUACAUGCAGUGGAGGGAGACGCUCAGCUCCACCACUUCCCUUGGGUUUCGCAUUGAGGGCGUCAAGAAGGCUGAUGGCACCUGCAACACUAGUUUUAAGAAGACCCGGCAAGCAGAGCAAGUCAUCCAGGCCUUUUGGGACUUUGUGGAUAAUAACCAAAAUACUCUGAAAAGCUACCUGGAGCGGCUCAAGGAAGUGAGGACAGCGCUUGAACAGUCAGAGUUCUUCAAAGUGCAUGAGGUGGUUGGCAGCUCCCUGCUCUUUGUCCACGACCACACAGGCCUGGCUCGGGUCUGGAUGAUUGACUUUGGCAAGACUGUCCCCCUUCCAGAAAAACAGACGCUGACGCACCGCUUGCCGUGGGUGGAAGGCAACCGGGAGGACGGCUACUUAUGGGGCUUGGACAAUCUCGUUGCCAUCUUGGAGAACAUGCUGGGGGAGUGAGCAAUCCGUAAGAAAAGACAAGACUGCCAGCUCGGUCCCAAUGACUUUGCCUUUAAUUUAUUCAGCCAGAUAUGCUACCAAACCUGGGGAAGCCCUGAAAAUUCCUGGAGGAAGACUGGAAAGCACCAGGGCUACCGCAGAAGGACUUCCAAGUUCCCGGAAGUGAUCUAGAGCUAGUCAUCUUUGGAAAAAUCCUGGUUUUGCACAACCAGAGUCGUUGCAUCUCAGCAUUAUUUAUUGUAGCAACGAAGAUCUGGUUGGGACCCUAACUCUGCUCCAGAAUCUCUGUUUCUUGGAAGGAGAUUGCAAAGGUUUCUGAUAAACCUUACCCCAGGAACCAAAUCUGAAGAGAGGCCCUAAGGGUAUCCAGUGUAAAGGUGGACUGUUACGAGGAAGCUGAGUAUCAUAUUUCUGCAAUAAGGACUCAAGAAGGUGGAAAGCAAAAAGAAUGAGGUUUAUUUAAAGCUGUUCCCUAAGCCUCAUCUUUGUCAGACAAAACGUGUGGUUUCUCUUCCAAGAAGCUCUAACUUUCAAAAUAUUUGCUUCAAUGAGACAAAGAGAACCAAAACACUUGUUUUAUAAUUUGAUGCCUAUGAGAUAGGGUUUAAAAAAAUACUUCAGCAAUGGUCAGGCGGCCUGUUUUAUGGUGCUGGAUAUACAAUUGUUUUAACAAGCAGUAAAUGCUUGGGUAGAAGUUUUCCCGCUGGGUUUUUCUAAAGGGUGGUAAAUGGGGAGGGGGAAAGCUCUGUUGCACCCCACUGGAGAACAGAGAUGCUCCUCUAUUAUUACUAUGUUUUGGGUUUCUUUGGGUUUCCUAUGUAAAUAUUGAAAUAUAAAACGGUUUUUUUUUAAGGGAUGUGACUAAGAGAAACAUGUGCAGUGCCUUUUUUGACUCCUUUCAAAGUGAAACACUUGUCUUAUAUGAGUGAGAAAGAAAAAUAUUUCGAUGUUGUUGAGUUGCUCUGGGAAUGAGAUCAUGUCGGUCUUACUAUAGCUGCAGUUGCUACACUGCACACUAUUGCAGAUGCAUGUGUGUGGUUUACAGUCGCACACAUAGACCAGAUCAGGCAUGGACAAAGUUUGGCCCUCUAGGUGUUUUGGACUUCAACUCCCACAAUUCCUAACAGCUGCUAGGCUGUUAGGAAUUGUGGGAGUUGAAGUCCAAAACACCUGGAGGGCCAAAGUUUGCCCAUGCCUGGACCAGAUCUUAUUUAUUUAUUUACAGUAUUUAUAUUCCACCCUUCUCACCCUGAAAGGAACUCGGGGCGGAUCACAGAACAUACAUAUGUGGUAAGCAUUCAAUACUGUUUAUACACAAACAAGACAGACAACUUUACAUAGAGGUAUAGGCUUUUUCCAUCUUCAGCAUCUUAGAGGUUUGUGCUCAGUUCCGGCCAUGGGAUAUAUGUGUGUGUGUGUACUGUUGUUCCAUUUCCCUACCAAAGAGCUUUAUUCGUAAACUUCCUCCUUGAUUGAAUUGCCAGCAUUUUUCUAGUAUCUCCUUAUGGGUGUCUUAAUACUUCCCCGCUUUUUAAAAAGCGGUACCUAUUUAUCUACUCACAUUUUGCUUUCAAACUGUUAGGCAGGCAGAAGCUGGACUAAAGGCCAGGAGCUCACCCUGACCCUGGCUUCGAACUGUCAACCUUUCGAUUGAUAAAAUAUGCCACAACUGGUGGUUUCAUCUGCUCUGCUAAAGCCCAGUAGUGAAGGGAAGGGAUUAUUUAGCAAAUGCUGUGCGCAAGAGCCAGUAGUGGGGUCUGGCACUCAAGGAAUCCAUUGACCGACCACACAUAACAUCUAUCUCAGUGAGAUCCUUUGUGGACAACCAUAAAGGGUCUCACAUUUCUUCUUGUUCUUUCAUUUCAAAUAUAUUGUUUUCUUCGUGAGAAUAUCUUUGUAAGUUGGCGAAUCUUUCCAGCCCAAUAAUCUUGUGUUGCUUCUAAUGGUGAUAGCCAGAAGAGUGUUUUGUUGUGAAAUCUAUUCUUAUAUUUGUCCCAUAUUUUAAUUAGUGCCGCCCUUAUAAAGUGGUUGCCGAAAUUC
Anolis carolinensis (green anole) is the source of this 3261-nucleotide messenger RNA. It is a transcript of the gene itpkc, whose product is annotated as inositol-trisphosphate 3-kinase C. The record is from RefSeq and is a predicted model, not a curated record. The coding region runs from base 16 to 1221 and encodes 401 amino acids. Gene Ontology annotation, cellular component: nucleus; cytoplasm. Gene Ontology annotation, molecular function: inositol tetrakisphosphate kinase activity; inositol-1,4,5-trisphosphate 3-kinase activity. The transcript has 7 exons. NCBI's taxonomy places the organism in Eukaryota, Metazoa, Chordata, Lepidosauria, Squamata, Anolidae. Gene Ontology annotation, biological process: inositol phosphate biosynthetic process.